Dufourea novaeangliae is the source of this 672-nucleotide messenger RNA. Its product is annotated as trafficking protein particle complex subunit 2-like protein. Gene Ontology annotation, cellular component: TRAPP complex; nucleus; cytoplasm. The transcript has 7 exons. Gene Ontology annotation, biological process: endoplasmic reticulum to Golgi vesicle-mediated transport; respiratory electron transport chain. Lineage: Eukaryota; Metazoa; Arthropoda; Insecta; Hymenoptera; Halictidae. The record is from RefSeq and is a predicted model, not a curated record. The coding region runs from base 52 to 672 and encodes 206 amino acids.
UUUGUUACAUAUUUUGUUAAAUAUUUACUGAAUGCUAACAUAUUGACUUAAAUGUUAAUUGAUACAUUGUCAUUUAAACCAAUGUCUCAACAGUCUAAAGUUAUUCAACUGUACAAAACGCUGUUGUACAUGGGUAAAGACUACCCCAGAGGUUAUGACUUCUUCAAGCAGAAUUUGAGAAGAGCUUUUGAAAAAAAUAGAGGAGAACGCGAUCCAGAGAAAAUUGAGAAAAUGCUGGUCCACAGGUCUCUAACUAUGGCAGUUUGUGUUGCUGUAAUAGGUAAAGAUAACUCUCCGAAAUACAUUAGAUGUGCUGAUGAAUCGUUGGCAUUGCAAUUCCACUGCAAGGUUCACACAUCAAUAGACAUCAUAGAAGAGAAACUGAAUAUUGGUAACAAAACGGCGAUUGAUAUACGGGAUUUGUACUUAGGAUUGUUAUAUGCCACAGAAGAAUAUAAAAUAUACGGGUAUGCGACAAAUACAAAAAUCAAAUUCAUUAUUGUAUUGCAGUCAUCAAACAUAUCAUUACGAGACAAUGAUGUAAAAAUGAUCUUUAAAAAGUUGCAUGCUGCAUAUUCUAAUGCUGUAUGCAAUCCAUUUUACAUUCCAGGUGAUGAAAUUAAUUCUAAGUCUUUUGAUGUAUCGAUAAUGGAAAUAAUGGGUAUUAUAUAG